UGCUAGCUAGGCUACGUCACAGUCUUGAUUUGAGGCGAGGGCUUGCAGGAGAUUGAAUAGGAAGGUGGCAGAGACGCUGUGAAUAUUUACUUUUUAAAAAUCGAUUUAACCACACAACCAAAGUAUAUUACAAUACAGAAGGGUUUCACGCAUAUUUGUGAGGAUAUAUCGCUGGAAGAAGAUGGGUAGCUGCCUUACAGUUGGACCAAAUGAAGCCGUGGUUGUUUCUGGUGCCUGUUGUGGCUCAGAUGAGAAGACCUACAUGGUGGGGGGCUGGGCCUGGGCCUGGUGGCUCAUCACUGACAUUCAAAGGAUUACACUGGAGAUUAUGACACUCCAACCUAAGUGUGAGGAUGUUGAGACUGCUGAAGGGGUCGCCAUCACUGUCACUGGGGUGGCACAGAUCAAAGUGAUGACAGAUCAUGAUCUUUUGGCAAUUGCUUGCGAGCAGUUUUUGGGCAAAUCCGUCCCCGAAAUCAAAGGAGUGGUUUUGCAAACCUUGGAGGGGCAUUUACGCUCAAUUCUAGGCACACUGACAGUGGAGCAAAUCUACCAGGACAGGGACAAGUUUGCCCAGCUGGUGAGGGAGGUGGCAGCUCCCGACGUGGGCAGGAUGGGCAUCGAGAUCCUCAGCUUCACUAUCAAGGAUGUAUAUGAUAAACUGGACUACCUGAGCUCCCUGGGGAAAACUCAGACAGCAGCAGUUCAGAGGGAUGCAGACAUCGGUGUGGCAGAGGCAGAAAGGGAUGCUGGGAUAAGAGAAGCGGAGUGCAAGAAGGAGAUGAUGGAUGUCAAGUUCCUGGCCGACACCAAGAUGGCCGACUCCAAACGAGAACUUGAACUGCAGAAGGCUGCUUUCAACCAAGAAGUCAACACCAAGAAAGCGGAAGCUCAGCUGGCCUAUGAGCUGCAGGCAGCUAAAGAACAGCAGAAGAUCAGGCGGGAGGAGAUAGAGAUUGAGGUGGUUCAGAGGAAGAAGCAGAUCACCAUUGAGGAGAAGGAGAUUGUCCGCACAGAGAUGGAGCUCACCGCCAUGGUGAAGAGGCCUGCCGAGGCAGAGGCAUACAAGAUGCAGCAGCUGGCUGAGGGACAGAAGAUGAAGAAGGUUCUGACGGCCCAGGCGGAGGCAGAGAAGAUCCGGAGGAUAGGCGAGGCAGAGGCCUGCUCCAUAGAGGCUAUAGGGAAGGCUGAGGCUGAGAAGAUGAGGCUGAAGGCUGAGGCCUACCAGCAGUAUGGAGAGGCAGCCAAGACUGCUCUGGUCCUGGAGGCCCUUCCCAAGAUUGCAGCCAAGGUGGCGGCACCGCUGGCCAGGACCAAUGAGAUAGUCAUCCUGAGCGGGGAGGGCAACCGUGUGACUGGGGAAGUGAAUCGCCUCCUGGCUGAACUUCCAGUGUCCGUCAACGCCCUCACUGGAAUUGACCUAUCAAAGAUCCCACUACUGCAGAAGAUGACCUAUGCUCAGGCCUGAAAACAAUCUCUCUCUUCUACUCAGAUAUCUGUUUUAUGCACUCCCAUAGACUGCCUUCAAUACACUUGAAAUUAUUAUAUAUAUAUAUAUU
Salvelinus fontinalis (brook trout) is the source of this 1559-nucleotide messenger RNA. RefSeq names its product flotillin-2. NCBI's taxonomy places the organism in Eukaryota, Metazoa, Chordata, Actinopteri, Salmoniformes, Salmonidae. The record is from RefSeq and is a predicted model, not a curated record. Gene Ontology annotation, cellular component: plasma membrane. The transcript has 11 exons. Bases 182 to 1468 code for a protein of 428 amino acids. Gene Ontology annotation, biological process: regulation of myoblast differentiation; protein localization to plasma membrane.